Messenger RNA from Tribolium castaneum (red flour beetle), 1137 nucleotides. RefSeq names its product SLIT and NTRK-like protein 4. NCBI's taxonomy places the organism in Eukaryota, Metazoa, Arthropoda, Insecta, Coleoptera, Tenebrionidae. The transcript has a single exon. The record is from RefSeq and is a predicted model, not a curated record. Bases 30 to 1070 code for a protein of 346 amino acids.
CGAAACGAAACGUAAAGCACAGUGUUACAAUGUUAGUAAAACCGGCGUUAUUUUGUGCCUUGAUGGCUUUAGUGGCCAGCAAAUCGAGUCCAGGUGUUACGUUCAAAAAUGUCCUUGUUAGUGGUUACAGCAUGUACACUUACAAAUUCAACGUGACCAUAAAAUCAUCGAACAAUUUAAAAGAAAAUCUCCCAAAACAAGUGUUCGAUCGACUUGACAUAAUCAACAGCGAAAUCCCCGUCUUGUACAAAAAUUCCAUUUCGGAUCUCGAAGACUUGGACGAACUCAUUUUUGCGAAUAACGAGCUUUCGGACAUCCAGCCUGGAGCUUUCAAAAACGUCCCUCAGCUGCGCAAAUUGGAAAUACGAAACAACAAAUUGGAAGAAAUCAAAAUUGGAGUUUUCAACAAUUUGAACAUUGCCACUUUGGAUUUGAGUAACAACUCCAUAAGUACGAUAGCUUCGGGCGCUUUCGACGACAUGCCCGAGCUUUUGAAUGUGAACCUUGCCGACAACCGGGUGAAGAUUUGGAACAAGAACUGGUUUGCCAACACCCCACUGUUGGCAAGGGUCUCGUUCCAGAAUAAUUUAAUCGAGGAGAUUCCGUCAAACGCUUUUCGACAUUUCCAGGGCGAGAAGCAGUUCGGUUCGGUGCCUUUGACCAUCAAUAUAGUGCUGAGCCACAAUUUGAUCAAACAUAUCCAUAACGACGCCUUCAAGGGCUUGGAGAAGAUUAACAAUUUGUGGUUAGAUGGUAACGAGUUGAGCGAAUGGGACGAAAAUUUGUUAACCGGAGUUUCGGUGCAUGAUUUAAGAAUUGAUAAUAAUAAGUUGGAGUGUCUGGACGGUAAUUUGGACAAGGUUUUCGUCGCUGCUACAACUCAUAUCGAUGGUAAUCCGUGGGAUUGUGGGUGUUUGAAAAAUAUUGAUUUGUGGGCCUCUAAAGCAACGCAACACGUGGUUAUGAUUUAUUCAAAAAUGAACUGCGAUGCUGAACGAAUCGCUCGGAAAUUGGACGCUUUGGACCUCCGGCUCAAGGAAUUGAGGAAAAAUAAUACUGACGUAAUGUAAUUGUCUUGUUUACAAUCGUAAUUUCUUAUUCUUGUUAUGUAAAUAAAUAAAAGGCAGUCGAGUUGCA